Eimeria mitis is the source of this 1074-nucleotide messenger RNA. Its product is annotated as 58 kDa phosphoprotein, putative. NCBI's taxonomy places the organism in Eukaryota, Apicomplexa, Conoidasida, Eucoccidiorida, Eimeriidae. Gene Ontology annotation, molecular function: Hsp70 protein binding; protein dimerization activity. The transcript is spliced from 9 exons. The record is from RefSeq and is a predicted model, not a curated record. The coding region runs from base 1 to 1074 and encodes 357 amino acids.
AUGGCGUUGUUUGGGGAGGAUAAAAUCACCGAGUUGCAGGCGUUCGUCACACUCGCGCGCAACGACCCCAGCAUACUGCACAGGCCGGAGUUGGCUUUUUUCAAGGACUAUUUGAUUUCUCUUGGCGCCAAACUACCGGAUCCGCCAGCAGAGGAGCCGGAGGCACCGGAAUCUGAGGAAGAGCCGUUUGAGCCAGAGUCGCUGAACGAUGAGGAAGUCGUCGCACCCGAGUCUACACCUGCUCCACCGCUAGCGCCUACCGGGGAGAAGGAGCUAACUGACGAAGACUACGAAAAACUUGCCAAAGCUAAGGAAGCAGCAACAGAAGCAGCUGAAGCAGGCGAUCUCAACAAGGCAGUUGAGUCCUACACAGAAGCACUGCUUAUUGGCAACCCCACUGCAUUGCUAUACACACGCAGAGCGGACAUACUGCUAAAACAGAAAAGAUAUGCUGCCGCAGCUAGGGAUUGUUUUGGGUUGUAUUACUUCAGGUACCUUGGCAAUUGGAAGCAAGCACACAGUGAUAUAGAGAUGGGACAAAAGAUUGACUACGACGAGAACAUCUGGGAUAUUCAGAAACUCGUAGAGCAAAAGUACAAGAUAAUAGAAGAGCAUGAAAGAUCUUCUCAGCGAAAGAAAGAAGAAAGGGAAAGAAAGGAGCGGGAGCGGCGGGCAAGAGAACAGCGCGCCAACGCGCAGAGGGCGUACGAAGAGCAGAAGAAGCGCGAAGCGAGUACGGCAAUUUCAGCAGUGGAAUGCCUGGCGGAAUGCCGGGGGGAAUGCCAGGUGGAAUGCCUGGGGGAAUGCCAGGUGGAAUGCCUGGAGGCAUGCCCGGUGGAAUGCCAGGAGGCAUGCCAGGUGGGAUGCCAGGAGGCAUGCCAGGUGGAAUGCCGGGAGGAAUGGGAGGCGGAAUGCCGGGAGGAUUGGGAGAUGAUGGCGGCGUUUCAGGACAUUUUGACAAACCCUGGUAACAUGGCAAAGUACAAGGAUGAUCCGGAUGUCGCAGAAGCCAUUUCUAAGCUAACUCGCAAAUUUGGUGGAGGCAUGCCAGGUGGCUUCAACGUUCCACACUGA